Molecule: messenger RNA, 3440 nt
Organism: Bufo gargarizans (Asiatic toad)
Lineage: Eukaryota; Metazoa; Chordata; Amphibia; Anura; Bufonidae
Product: DNA-directed DNA/RNA polymerase mu-like
Exons: 16
Coding region: 192-1694 (500 amino acids)
Biological process (GO): double-strand break repair via nonhomologous end joining
Cellular component (GO): nucleus
Molecular function (GO): DNA binding; DNA-directed DNA polymerase activity
Source: RefSeq, a predicted model, not a curated record
UGGAACCGGAAGUCUCUCUGGCUGCGCAGUAGGUUGUGAGGUGGAGGCCAAGUUUGGAGGGAAGGUGUAUAGGAAUGAAGGCAAGGGGGUCCCAGCAGCCCACGGGGGCCCUGAGAAGGAGAUUGUGAUCUGUGGUUGGAGGGUGGAAGCGAGCUGUAUCGGUCAGAAUAACGUGGCCUACAAGUCCCGUGAUGUUUCCAUUCCCUCGCAAAAGGAGAAGGAAAGGGGACGUCUCUGCCACUGAACCAGUAGCCCCCCCACCAAUAUUAUUUCCCGAUAUCUGUAUAUUCUUGGUGGAGCGAAAAAUGGGGGCUGCACGAAGAGGCUUCCUCACAUCACUGGCACAGAAGAGAGGGUUUAGUGUGGCACAAGAUUACAGCGGCACUGUGACACAUGUAGUGUCAGAACAGAAUACUUUCACAGACGUCCUCAGCUGGAUUGAAAGGAAAACUGGGAACCCGGUGCAGAGUGCUGAAGAUCAAGCGUCACCACAUAUCUUGGACAUCAGCUGGUUCACAGAGAGCAUGAGUUCAGGAAAACCCGUGCCAGUGGAGGCCAGACACCGUUUAGGGGUUUUAGGAUCUCAGGUUUCCAAAGACAAGGAUGCACUUACUACCGUAGCACCGUAUGCCUGCCAAAGGCGAACACCAUUAAUCCAUCAUAAUUCAGAGAUUACAGACGCCCUGGAAAUAUUGGGAAAAGCAGCUUCUUUUCAGGGCUCUGAAGUCCGAAGUCUGGCUUUCGCAAGAGCGGUGUCUGUGCUCAAGUCUCUGCCAUGCAAACUACAGUCCAUUGAAGAAGCAAAAAACCUGGUCUGGUGUGGGGGGCACUGCCAGACUGUCAUCCAGGAGAUCCUGGAGGAUGGGGUAUGCCGUGAAGUGGAGGUGCUUAAAAACAGUGAACAGUACCAAUGUAUGGAGCUCCUCACAAGUAUUUUUGGUGUUGGUGUGCGCACAGCAGAACAUUGGUACAAUGAUGGAGUGCGGAAACUAAGUGACUUGGAGGACCCUAAUAUUAAAUUGACUGCGGAGCAGAAAGCAGGGAUAGAGCACUACACGGAUCUAAAGCAGCCGGUGACCCGUGACGAGGCCGAACGCGUGGAGAGCUUGAUAACAAGGGCACUGGACAGAUUUGUCCCUGGCCUCAGGAUUACAAUGACUGGUGGAUUUCGCAGGGGGAAGCAACAAGGGCAUGAUGUGGAUUUCCUCAUAACACACCCUGAUGAAGAAGCACUAAACGGGCUGCUGAAAAAAGCCGUAAACUGGAUGGAUAGCCAGGGCUUAUUGUUGUACCACCAUACAAAGGCACGCUCUCAUGGGCAGACUCGCAGACGCAGCACACACAUGGAUGGGCAUGAAACCUGUUAUGCUAUAUUCGCUCUUCCAAACCGUGACUCUUCAAAGGCUGAGUCGGGUGAUUUCACAUCCUCAGGCGCUUGCACGUGGAGAGCAGUCAGAGUGGAUUUAGUAGUCGCUCCAUAUGAAGAAUACCCCUAUGCCCUUCUGGGCUGGACAGGAUCAAAGCAUUUUGAAAGAGAACUGCGUCGCUUUUCUUGGCAUGAGAAGAAUCUGUCGUUAAACAGUCACGGGCUUUAUAAUACAGAGAAGGAAUGCUCCAUCCCAGCAACCUCUGAGGAAGAGAUAUUUGCACUUCUGGGUCUACAGUACGUGCCUCCCCCAUACAGAAAUGCCUGAUCGUCACUGUCAAGAUUGUAGCAGAAUUUCUCCUUAUCCAGGACAAGGACUUGGUUUGGCUGGUGAUCGGUAUGGUGGGACAGUCCUGCUGGAUGCUGGCGUCCACACGUUCUGGAAAACAAACAUGGCGAACACCAUAAGAGCGGCUGCAAAUUGUUUCUUCUGCACAGAUUUCCGUAUGGAAAAACCGUAGUGUAUUACAGUGCUGAGCUCUGAUUACCCUUGAAAAGACCCUGCACGAGGUGUGCAGCUCCAGAUCACCACAGGAGUCCAGCGCUGACAGAAUGGGGAGAGCUCCGAUCCCAGCCGUUCAAACUCCUAAGAUGCUGUGGUCAAUAUCAACCGUGGCAUCUGGGCAGAUGAGAUACUCCCCGUCACCAUCAGCCCCUGCGAACACCAUCGCGGGCAACCAUCAUGGCAACCAGGAAGGUAACAAAGGCCGCCACGACCGUGUGUAUUACACUGCCUACCGCUUAUACAGGGAGUCUCUGACGCAUUAUAAAACUGAUGUCCCCCUAAUGAGAAAAAAAAGUUUAUUAAAAAUAAAAUUAUUUUUGUGCAUAAAAAUGUUUUCUGUAAACCAUGGUUUUGCUGUGAUCUCCACAACCAGUGUACUAAAGAUGUCAAAUGCCUUGUGGACAAUGUUAAAAAUUAAAUUAUGGAAAUGUUUUUUUUUUUUAACUGAUCUGUGAACACUGACUACUUUCACACUGGCGUUUUGGCUUUCCGUUUGCAAGAUCCGUUCAGGGCUCUCACAGGCGGUCCAAAACGGGUCAGUUUUGCCCUAAUGCAUUCUGAAUGGAAAAGGCAUAAGUUUGGCUCCGCUCAGUCUUAAUUCCGCUCUGGAAGCCGCCUGCAGCGUUUUGCUGUCCGCCUGACGAAGCAGAGCCAAACGGAUCCGUUCUGACACCCAAUGUAAGUCAAUGGGGACGGAUCAGUUUCCUAUGACACAAUAGAAAACGGAUCCGACCUCUAUUGACUUUCAAUGGUGUUCAAGACGGAUCCAUCUUGGCUAUGGAAGACGGAUGCAUGCGGUUGUAACGGAUCUGCCCAAAAUGCGAGUGUGGAAGUAGCUGAAAUUUAAAUUGCAAAAAAACAAUUACAAUGUUGUCACAAAAAAUAAAAAAAAUGAUGCCUUACAAAAAACAAGUUGUCAUUUGGCUACAAAUAAGUUGAUGCCAGAAAAAAAAAAAACUGUAACCCCCUUUUUCUUUUUUCCAAGAAUUGCCCAGCUCUACCCCAAUCCUAUGGCUGUGAUGUAUAGGAGACAUGGGGAGGGGUCAGUGGCUGUCAGAUGAGUGCCAGGUGCAGCAGUCGGACCAAUCCCUGUGGGGCCAUUGUUCUCCACUAUAUACACAAGGUCUGGCUGUCAACAUCAGCUGAUCGCCGGGGGCAGCGCGACCCCUGCAGUCAGCUGGCGGCAGGGGGCACUGCAGCCUGAGGGCUCCGGUUCUGGAUCACCUGCCCCGUAGCUGGGACCCUCAGGGGCCACUUGCUCACUACCCUUAACCCUCCCCCCGCGGAGGUGACGGUUGUGUAUGAUCCACACGGAGCGGCCAGAACAAUACCGCUGCCAUUUGCCGGAGGUGAGCCUGUGCCGUGGGCAGCGCGGGCACCACACACUCGCUGGGAGAAGCGUCCCCGGGGUGGAGCAGAUCGCUCUUCCCGCCUUUUCUCCCUACCGGGACUAUUUACGUGCUCUCCGCAGCCCUCCCCGGAGUCGGCUCCACAACACUCCCAGUAUUC